Messenger RNA from Canis lupus familiaris (dog), 6670 nucleotides. RefSeq names its product zinc finger protein 655 (gene ZNF655). Lineage: Eukaryota; Metazoa; Chordata; Mammalia; Carnivora; Canidae. Gene Ontology annotation, biological process: regulation of DNA-templated transcription. The record is from RefSeq and is a predicted model, not a curated record. The transcript is spliced from 6 exons. The coding region runs from base 371 to 2218 and encodes 615 amino acids.
GCGCUCAUUACUGGUACACUGGCUACAGAGGCUGCCAGCGGGGUCAGCCCCGAGAGUGGCUCAGACCGAGGGAAGUACAUGGAAAAGCCACACACGCGCAGGACUCCCGGGUACCUACCCCUCAUCCGGGGCCCUCAUCCGGGGCCCUCAUCCGGGGCCCUCAUCCGGGGCCCUCAUCCGGGGCUCGCUUCCGCUCACCGCCAUCGGACUCCUCCCCCGGAAGUGCCACUGAGAAGCGCGGUGCUCCAGGCUAUCUAGAGCGACCCGGGAAAGCCUGGGGCUGCCCUUAGAGCGAGAGUGUCUGUGCCGGGACGGCCGCUUGGCCUGCCCCUCCACUCGGCAGUGAUGGUCGUUGUCCUCCAGAACAGGGAUGGAGGAAAUAUCUGCCCAGGAAGCAGCAGGAUCACCAAUUGUCCAGUUUCAGUCUUUGGAGAGCCCAUCUGAGGGUCUGUCCCCAGAGCCUCUGUUCGAGCAGGACACCGACAUGGAACAGGAGCUCAACGGGGCUCCACCUGUUCCCCAGGUGCCUGCUCUUCCCCAUGAGGGAAGCCCAGGAGACCAGGCAGCUACGCUCCUGACAGCCAGGUACCAGGAGUUUGUGACAUUCGAGGAUGUGGCUGUGCACCUUACUCGAGAGGAAUGGGGAUGCCUGGACCCUGUUCAGAGGGAUCUCUACAGAGAAGUGAUGUUAGAGAAUUAUGGGAACGUGGUCUCACUGGGAUUUCCAUUUUCCAAGCCUGAUGGGAUCUCCCAGCUGGAACAAGAUCUACAGGUCUUUGAUCUGGAAACUAAGAAUAGAGAAGUCUUAAGAGAUGACUGCUCAGAUGGAGAGACCAGAGAAGAGAACAAGCUGUUGAUUCCUAAGCAGGAAAUUUUGGAAGAAGUACAUUCGUACAGAGUGAGAGUAGGAAGACUCAAAAAGGAUAUUGUCCAAGUUCCUGGGACUAGAGAAGUGUCUAAACCUGAGGACAGAUUAGAAAGGCUUCAGGAAAUCCUAAGGAAAUUUCUCUUCCUGGAGAGAGAGUUUAGGCAAAUAACAAUCAGCAAGAAAACUUUCACCAGUGAGAAUAAUGAAUGUAAUGAACCUGAAAAAAGCUUCAGUCUGGACUCUAGCCUUGAUACAGAUCAGAGAGUUCUUAGAAUACAGAAUAUUGAUGAUAGUGAUAAGUAUGACAUGGGUGUGAACCAGAAUUCAGCUGCUGGUAAACAAGAACAAAUAAAUCUAAUACAGGAUGUCCAGAGUACUGAAUAUAAGGAAAGCUUAAUGGAUGUCUCCCACCUUAGUAAAUGUGAGAGCAUUCCUGCCACGGAGAAAUCCUAUAAAUGUGAUGCAUGUGAGAAAGUCUUCCAUCAGAGCUCUGCCCUUUCUAGACAUCAGAGAAUUCAUACUAGAGAGAAACCCUACAAGUGUAAAGAAUGUGAAAAAUCUUUCAGCCAGAGUUCGAGUCUUAGUCGACAUAAGCGAAUACACACUAGAGAAAAACCCUAUAAAUGUGAAGCAUCUGAUAAAUCCUGUGAAGCAUCUGAUAAGUCAUGUAGUCAGAGCUCAGACCUAAUUCCACAUAAGAGGAUUCACACUAGAGCAAAAUCUUACAAAUGUAGUAAUUGUGAGAGAGUUUUCAGUCGCAGUGUGCAUCUUAGUCAGCAUCAGAGGAUUCACAGAGAGCUGCCCUGUAAGUGCACUGUCUGUGGCAGUGACUUCCAUCAUACCUCACACCUUGUUGAACAUCAGAAAGCCCAUUGCGAAGAGAAAGCCUAUGAGUUCAACGAUUGUGGGUUGACCUUUGUUAAACAUCAAGGAAUUCAUCUCAGAGAAAAGCCCUAUACAUGUAAGGAAUGUGGAAAAGACUUCAGAUUGAAUUCCCAUCUUAUUCAGCAUCAGAGAAUCCACACGGGAGAGAAACCCCACGAGUGUAGUGAAUGUGGAGAAGCUUUUGGUCAGACUUCAUGCCUUGUUCCACGUCAUAGAAUUCACGGGAAAGAGAAGUCCUAUGAGUGUCAUGAUUAUGAGGAAAGUUUCAGUCAGAGCUCAAACCUUGUUCUUCAGCAGGAAGUCCUCCCUAGAGAAAAAGCCUUUGAUUGUGAUGUGUGGGAAAAGAACCUCAGUCAGAGAGCACAGCUUGUUCAACAUCAAAGAAUUCAUACCAAAGAGAAACCUUAUGAAUGUGCUGAACGUGGGGAGACGUUUAGUCACAUUCAGGCUGCAUUCAACAUCUGAGAGUUCACACCAUGGAGAAAUACCAUAUGUGCUGAAGGUGGUGAAGCCUUCAGUCCUGGCUCACCCUUUAAUCAGCAUCAGAGAAUCCACACCAGAGAGAAACCCUCUGAAUGUGAUAACUAUAGGAAAAGUUUGUCAGCAUUAAACUUCAUCAACUUCCACAAACCCAUACCAAUAAGAAAACCUAUGGAUACCUUGUAUGUGGCAAAUCUUUCAUGCUGUUUUCAUAUCUUAGUCGCCAUUGGAGAAUUCUUACUGAAAUAAAAUUCCACAACUGUAACAAAUGUGAAAUACCUUUCAGUCAAAGAUACUACCUUGUUCAGCAUCAAAUUCAUUCUACGGAAAGAAUUCUGUGGAAAGCCUAUGAAUGUAAUAAGCGUGUAUGUGCAUGGGAGGAUUCAGUCAUCUUCCACCCCUUAUUCAACAAAGAGUCCAUGCCCAGGAGAAGCCAGUCAAGUGUAGCAAAUUUGACAAGUCUUUCAAUGGGAGUUCAAGUCUUUCUCAUUGUUAGAAUCUCCACACCAAACCAGAAUCUGGUACAAUACAAAUGGAAAGAUGUACCUCCACAUUUCAGGCUUUACUCAACAUCAAAAUACUGGAAAGAGAAUUUUAUAUCAGAUUGUUAAUAUAUAGCCCUGAUCUUUUUCAUUGCAAAAGAAGAUAGUCUGAGGAGACUUGGUGAAUGCAAUGGUGUUUCCUCAUGGCAUUCUUUUAUUUAAUAGGUGGUGUAAGUAGGUAUAUAAACUAUUUAUGGAACUCAUUUAAACUAUUUUUUUAAAUAUGGCCUAUAAAUGUUUUUAUUUUUCCUGAAAUUUGGUUCCUGUUACAGCUUCUCCAAAAUAUUGUUGAUACACCAAUGUAAGAACAUAAUUAACUUCUGGAAAGUAGCUCAUUUAGCUUUUUCCGCUGUUCUCAGCCCAAGUUCUCUCCAAAACAGACUCUUAGGUCUAUUGUUUCCUGAGCAUCCUACUUCCUGUUCCUUUCCAGCCACAACAUUUGGAUUCCUGUUGAUUUCUCCAUCUUCUUAGCACCUUCAAGUGAUGGUUUUCUAGUUUUAAGCUUCUCAUCAGCAGGUAUGCUGCCCCUACUUGAUGUUGGUGUUCUUGUGUCUUCUUUCCUAAAGUGAAGCAUCUUCCUUUAAAAAGAAUUGGAUUUCCACAUCCACAAGUUUGAAGGAUUCUGUCUCCCCUGUGUUUGUGGCAGGUGGCUAAACAUUUUCAAACGACACCCAAGUUCUUAGCUGCCAUGUCUGCAUUCACAGCCCUCUAAAAGAGAUGAUAAGGACAUCAGGGAGCCACAAGACUCCUGGUGGUCUAGCUACAUUCACUCAGCGCCUGUUCUGCAUGUCAAGUUUAGAAUUAUUUAAUACUCUUCUGUUGAAGGCCAGCAAAAUGCUCGGGUCUACUUUUGAUAGGGGAAAAUAUAAAGAACAUAUACAAAAAAUAACUUCAUAAGAGAAUGCAGCUUCUCAAAAAAGAAAUUACUGUUCUUCUGUAAUCUCUAGAGAGAGUAUUUCAAGAACGUGGCAGGUCUGUUCCUGGUAAAAUUUUAACCACUAUGAUUGCUUCUUUAUCUGUUUGGAUUUUUGCCCUCUCCACCCACUCUCCCUCAUCAAUCCUGGACCAUAUUUGAAAUGUGGGGGUUUUGUGUAUAGUUGUUUAUUCAUCACAUUUUCUGUAUUUUAUGAGUCUACAGGCCUUAUAAAAGAACUUAGGUUUUUUGAUUGAUAAAAGUGAUCACAUGUCAGGAUGCCCAGACUUCAGGAUCACUGUCAAUACCUAGUCAAGAAUUCAUGAUUAUUUAGACAGGUGUCAAAGCAUUUUAUUGUAUUUUUCCAUCUUAAGCUUCAUAACAUUUUGUGAAUAAGGCAAGGGUUACUUAAAAUUCCUACUGUCAUUCCAGCAAGUGAGGCCUUCAUAGUUCAGAUAUUAUAAUAUUCAUUAGGGAUCCUCAACAAAUAUAUAAAAAUUUAUUGCUUCUUCUAUAAGCCUCUUAUGGCUAAGCUCUAAGAUAGUUCUACCACCGUAUUUUGCCUCUUAGCCAUCAGCAAGCAUAGGAUCUUAUCAGGUGCAAGUAGAGAUCUAAAUGAAUUGAUUUAAAUGUAAAAGCAAAUGAAAAAUGCAUGUUUUUUCUCUUUAUUUCUGUGUAUGCCCUUAUGUACAGAGACCAAUGGUCACUUCUGGUGAUUAUGAAGCAGAUUAAUCCCUAAAUAGCAGAAUAUGUAAAAAUCACAUGUAUGCAUUUGGUUUAGGAAUGUGCUUUUGUACUUCCACUUGAAUAAAGGUGUGUUUGAUACUCAGAAUCUGUUUCAAAAAAUAUCUAAAGGCCUCAGCCGGAAGCAUUUUGAAACUUGGAGUCACUUUCCUGGCUGCGACACAUUUCCUCCCAGAAACCUCCUUCAUGACAAGAGUGGAGUGGAUCACCAUCCUUCAUACUGAUACAGAGCUUGCUUUUCUACAGACUUCUGGAACAGUCUGAAUGUUUAGGAUUCUAAAGGUUAUUUGAUUGGGCUGUUGUUGACACAUAAAAAUUUUGAGGUUUUGGUAGAACUAGGCAGAGUUUUUUAAAAAUAAGUAAAACAUUUUAAAACAAUGAGAAGCCAGAAUAAUCCUCGAGGACAAUUAACUUGUCUCUUUAACCCUGGAAUAUUUAAUCAGUCCAAUAUAACAGGAGUUUGUGUUUCUAGUCUUUUUAUCCUGAAAACUGGGGAGGGAAGAGAAGAAAUCUAAUAGCUGAGGUACACCAAAUGUGGUCUGUCUUCUGUCCACCUACCUACAUGGAUAUGUAUGUAUGUUCAUAUUUAAACUUAAUCCUCACAACUCUUCAAGGGAACUAGGUCUCUUUUACAGAGGAACUGAACUGUAGAGAGAGUGAAGAAUCUGUUACGGUCACCCAGCAAGUUAAUGGCUCAAGUCAGGCCUGACUCCCAGGCUUUUCAUUAUCAUGAUGGUAUUAGACACAUCCCAGAACCCAGAGAAGUUUUCUUUGAUAGCUCUUCAUUCUCUGUUUACAUCCUCAGUGAUGGACUAUUACCAGUUUGCAAUUGAUCUUAAAUGUUCCCAGAAGCUGUCUGGGACACUAGGAGAAAAUAUCCCAGUAUCUUUUGGGAGCUAGUCAGAGACCCUCCCUGAAACCGGCUUAGAUUAAUUUUGACGAUGACCUGCCACAGGUCAGAGCUCCCAAAUUUCUUACCUCCUGUCAAGCUACCUAUGCUUCUGUCACCAGAUUUACAGUUCCAUUUCUCAAUGCCUAGAAUGUGCUCUCUUUUUCUGCUAAUUGGAACUUGCUGAUUGAUGGACAUGUAUUAGGUUUCCUACCACUUCUGGUUAAAUUGUAGCAGUGAAGCAAUGUGGGUAAUGGGGAAAUCAAGUUUGAUUACUUGGUUUUUGGCUUGAACGAAAAAGUAGAUGUAGACUGUAGACAUGGGGACCCCUGGAAGAGGAGCAGGAAGAGUAUUUCAGGCAAAAGAGCAUGUCAGAAGGUCUUCAGGUGAGAGUAUGGCAUUUUUGAGGAAAUAAGCUCUCUGGAGGAUUGCCUCACCCUAGGAAGUAGUUUGGGAGCAACUGAGGAAGUCUAAGAAUGAAGUUUAAAGGAGACCCCUGGGGUGUCAACAGCAAAGCCCAAUGGGAUUCUCACAUCUGAAAAUGUGACAUCUAGUCUUUGAUUCAGUAGUACAGUUGCCAGAUACUGUGCUAUUCAAUGCUACCCCAUGGGCACAGUUAAUGUAAACGAAUCAAACCAUCUAUUAGGUAAUGAUGACUAUGACAGAUUAAGGUAGUAGUCCUAGCAAUGACUCUGGAAUUUACAUAUCUGUGUUUGAAUUUUGCUAUUUAUGGGCUGUGUGACUUUGGAAAUUUUACUUAGCCUCUCUAGGUUUCCUUGUCUAUAGAAUGGUUAAUAGCAUGAAAAUUAAGUGCGGUAAUGUAAAAGGUACUGGUCAUACAUUAAAUUCCAAAAAGUUAUGAAUAUAAACACCAAUAUAAAAACCCAUGAAAAUAUGUGGUUAGCAUAAAAGCUAAAAAAAAAAAAAAAAAAAGAGGGAAUUAAGGAGCAAGCAUUUAGAAGUACAGGACUAGCAUUGUCCAGGAAGGGAUACCCUGGGUUUGGAGAACUUAAAUAUGGCUCUAGGGGUCAUCAGGAAUGGAGACCGGUAGGAACUGCCUCCCCAUAGGCACUCCUUACUGGAGUCAGCAAACCUGUCUCUUCUUGCUAACGUUUGUACCCUAUGGCGUCACAUCUUACACUCCUUUCGAAAUACGGGCUCAUGAAGGAACAAGUGUUUCAUCCAGGACUGGAAGGAUUUUAAACAGCCCACCGUAUGAGUCAGUGAGAAAAUAAAUACUGGAAUCUUUAAUUCUGUUGAUGCAUCCAAUUCACCUUCACUUUUAGAAAAUGGUUAACCUCUUACAUUUGUAUCCCAUUCAUGUUUAUAAAUUUACAACUUGGGCAGAA